Molecule: messenger RNA, 237 nt
Organism: Dracunculus medinensis (Guinea worm)
Lineage: Eukaryota; Metazoa; Nematoda; Chromadorea; Rhabditida; Dracunculidae
Source: the annotation of a GenBank genome assembly
AUGGUACUGGACUGGAAAACUGGAAAACACCGAGUCCGUGUCAGUCGGUGGAUUUUUCAGUUAAUUAGUUGGUUGGUUAGUUGGUUGGUUGGUUGGUUGGUUGGUUGGUUAGUUGGUUGGUUAGUUGGUUGGUUGGUUGGUUGGUUGGUUGGUUGGUUGGUUAGUUGGUUGGUUGGUUGGUUAGUUGGUUGGUUGGUUGGUUGGUUGGUUGGUUGGUUGGUGUGUGAUAUGAUGUGA